Molecule: messenger RNA, 1245 nt
Organism: Echinostoma caproni
Lineage: Eukaryota; Metazoa; Platyhelminthes; Trematoda; Plagiorchiida; Echinostomatidae
Source: the annotation of a GenBank genome assembly
AUGACUGAUCAAGAGAGCAAUUCAGAAGAUAAACAUAUUAUCACCGCUCUGUACAUUAUAAUCGCUUUGGGCGUGAUUGGAAUCCUUGCAGGAUUGUUAUCGCUGAUUAUUAAGUGGGUUUUUCGACAAAAGAAGGGGAUUAUUCAAGACCACUCGACCAAUGCUUUCGUACGGGAAGAUCAUUUUCCAAGUCCUGAUGAAGAACCUAUUCCUAUUCGACGGAUAUUAGCUCGCUCAAUUCGAGAGACGUGGAACACCCUGCGGGCGCGUUUUACAAAUCGAACCAAACAUAAAGGCAAAUCCAGUCCGACUUUGGGCACCACCGAUAAAUCUCUCGUGUUUUUACAUUGUCCACCCAGUGUUAGUGCCCUAAAUCGUCCACCUUGCAACUGGUUUUGGAACAUGAUGCAAUAUGAUCGGUGUCAGCCGUCACCGGAACCUGAGACAUGCAUCUGUUCGGACUACGGAAAAUAUGCAAAAGAGCCGACUGCUUGGGCCGCACCCAUCGAUCCGGAUGCGGUGAUGCAACGAUACCAUGCAUUGUUACGGUCUUUUAAAAAAUCCGCCUCUCAAGCAGACGAUAAUACGACCGGCCAACUGAACCGAACUUUUGAGCCUGACAGUUAUGUUGACAAAACCUGCUCUGCACUGGACGAAAUAAAUUAUCCGGAGACUACCGCGAAAUUGGAUACAGAUAGGUGUCAUUUCCGCUCUCGCUCAAAUGAGCGAGCUGAUUCUUAUGAAAUAGGGCAGGGUGAUGGCCCAGAUUAUCAAAUAUGUAAGGCUAAACUCAUUGUAGGCAAUAGUUCCUGCCCACUCCAAACGGCGUGCCAUUCCGGCUAUCCGGCCUUGUUGUCCAAGAAGCACGAGGAACAAGCUUCGAGAGAUACUUUUCAUUUGCCCCUAAAAACAUCAGCCGAGUGCAGUUCAACAGGGGCUUGUAUGUCAGCUUUUUCACACACUGUCCUUCAAAGUGACAAGUCUGAACGUUUUGUGGUUUGUGAGCGAGCUGUGAUGUGCCGACCACGUCUACUAGAGACCGAACACACCAGCAUUUAUAGUCGAGGAGACCGGAUAAGCAAUCCGAAUGUGGCCCACUGGAAAAACGGUUCAUCCUCUCAUUCUGUCAGCUCACUGGGCGAGGGGACUGAGACAGUUCUUUCUCAGAACACUUCAAUCAGUCUGAGUUUUCCACCGACCUCGAUCCAAUGGGCAGGGGAUGGGGUACCGAACCAGAUCACAUGA